AUGACGGAGAGCGGGCAGUAUGUGAUGCGCAAGGUGCGCGAAUGCGAGUUGGCACGUAUGGCUGUUAUUCGGCAUGACGCAUUCAUGGAGAAUCCACACUUGGACGAGCAGGAUGAGCUUAGUCGCUUGUUGGCUACGGAGCCGGACGCCGAGUUGGGUCGUCCAGCGACACGCGACGAAGCCUUGUGUCAGAUCACGUCUCGACUCGCUGAAUCCUUCGCCAAACCGUCAUCGCACGUUAUAGGCAUCUACCACCUCGCGCACGCGACCAAGAUGAUCGAUCAUCAUGACGUGCAUGACUCGUCCGAUCUACCGAGCUCCGCUACCUUGGCAGGAUUUGCAAUCUGGAUCAAAAUCACCCCGCAUUCUACCCCGGACUCGACACAUACAGACCAAAUCGAACAGCGCCGCCCGUCUCUGCUAAACCGCUUCUCUGCCCAACUCAACCGAACUAGAGAACGUGAGAUGAAAAAUAAGCUUUACUGGUUCCUGAAAUUGCUCGUCAUCCAUCCGAUCUUUCAGAGACUCGGCCUAGGCUCCAAACUCGUCAAAUGGGGAACUCGCAGAGCCGACUCAGAAAACAUCGACGCUUGGCUCGAAAGUAGCCCCAUGGGAAUAAAAACUUACCUCAAUACAGGCUUCAAGGUACUAGGCAUGGACAAAAUCGUCGAACCAAGAGCUGCAAACGGGUUCGUUGAAUGGCCCUACAUGAUCUACCAACCCAAGCCCAACCACGGCCAAAGCCAAAGCCAAAGCGAAGACCAAAGCCAAAGCCAAAGCCAAAGCCAAAGCCAAAGCCAAAGCCACUAG
Messenger RNA from Mycosarcoma maydis (corn smut), 810 nucleotides. RefSeq lists its product as uncharacterized. The record is from RefSeq and is a predicted model, not a curated record. The transcript has a single exon. NCBI's taxonomy places the organism in Eukaryota, Fungi, Basidiomycota, Ustilaginomycetes, Ustilaginales. The coding region runs from base 1 to 810 and encodes 269 amino acids.